GAUCCUCCCGCCGCGACCUCCGAGCGGCUGGGAUCAGGCGUGAAUCACCGCGCCCGGGCUUUAUAUUUCGUUUUGAAAAUGCUGAGAUGGACGCAAAGGGCUGAGUGCUCAGUGUCCGCCAGCCACCCUCAGUUGCGGCUUCCGUCCAAAGAAGGAAUCGCACUCCCUGCUGGGGCCACUAACAGCACUAACACGAUCCGAGUGGCAUCUGCAAAGCUCGGGAACGGCGGCGACAGAUGGGAAGACGCGAGGGAGCCUGGGGGCCCUCAGGAGAGCCGCGCACCCUCGCGGCCGACUCAGCCAGCACGCGCACCCUCCUACCCAGACCCGGGCCGUCUGCCAGGACUCUCUGGCCCGCACCUCUAUGGUAGGAAACCCAGAAAACAGGAAGUGGCCUCGAGAGGGGCAUGGGAGGGGCGGGGCCUCCGAGGGGCGGGGCCUCCGCCACCACCUCCGCUGCGGACCCAGGCUGGAUGGCGGCCACCGAGGGGGUUGGGGAGGCUGCGCAAGGCGGCGAGCCCGGGCGGCCGGAGCAGCCCCCGCCCCAGCCGCACCCACCGCCGCCCCAGCAGCAGCACGAAGAAGAGAUGGCGGCCGAGGCCGGGGAAGCCGUGGCGUCCCCCAUGGACGACGGGUUUCUGAGCCUGGACUCGCCCUCCUACGUCCUGUACAGGGACAGAGCAGAAUGGGCUGAUAUAGAUCCAGUGCCGCAGAAUGAUGGCCCCAGUCCCGUGGUCCAGAUCAUUUAUAGUGACAAAUUUAGAGAUGUUUAUGAUUACUUCCGAGCUGUCCUGCAGCGUGAUGAAAGAAGUGAACGAGCUUUUAAGCUAACCCGGGAUGCUAUUGAGUUAAAUGCAGCCAAUUAUACAGUGUGGCAUUUCCGGAGAGUUCUCUUAAAGUCACUUCAGAAGGAUCUACAUGAGGAAAUGAACUACAUCACUGCAAUAAUUGAGGAGCAGCCCAAAAACUAUCAAGUUUGGCAUCAUAGGCGAGUAUUAGUGGAAUGGCUAAGAGAUCCAUCUCAGGAGCUUGAAUUUAUUGCUGAUAUUCUUAAUCAGGAUGCAAAGAAUUAUCAUGCCUGGCAGCAUCGACAAUGGGUUAUUCAGGAAUUUAAACUUUGGGAAAAUGAGCUGCAGUAUGUGGACCAACUUCUCAAAGAGGAUGUGAGAAAUAACUCUGUCUGGAACCAAAGAUACUUCGUAAUUUCUAACACCACUGGCUACAAUGAUCGUGCUGUAUUGGAGAGAGAAGUCCAAUACGCUCUGGAAAUGAUUAAACUAGUACCACAUAAUGAAAGUGCAUGGAACUAUUUGAAAGGGAUUUUGCAGGAUCGUGGUCUUUCCAAAUACCCUAAUCUGUUAAAUCAAUUACUUGAUUUACAACCAAGUCAUAGCUCCCCCUACCUAAUUGCCUUUCUUGUGGAUAUCUAUGAAGACAUGCUAGAAAACCAGUGUGACAAUAAGGAAGACAUUCUUAAUAAAGCAUUAGAGUUAUGUGAAAUCCUAGCUAAAGAAAAGGACACUAUAAGAAAGGAAUAUUGGAGAUAUAUUGGAAGAUCCCUUCAAAGCAAACACAGCACAGAAAAUGAGUCACAAACAAAUGUACAGCAGUAACACCAUCCAGAAGAACUUGAUGGAAUGCUUUUAUUUUUUAUUAAGGGACACUGCAGGAAUUUAAAACGAGAGUGGUCCCUCCCUUUGCCUGUGGUGUGAAAGUGCAUCACACAGGUAUUGCUUUUUAACAAGAACUGAUGCUCCUUGGGUGCUGCUGCUACUCAGACUAGCUGUAAGUAAUGUGAUUCUUCUAAAGCAAAGUCAUUGGAUGGGAGGAGGAAGAAAAAGUCUCAUAAAGGAACUUUUGUAGUCCUGUCAACGUGUAAUCUAAUCCCUUAGCAUCAACUCCUCCCUCAGUGGUACACAUAUCAAGAUUUGUAGCAGUAAUAACUGCGGGUCACUUGUAUGUAAUGGAUAUGAGGUAGCUGAAGUUUGGUUCAGUAAGCAGGGAAUACAGUGGUUCCAUCAGAGCUGGUCUGCACACUCACAUUAUCUUGCUAUCACUGUAACCAACUAAUGCCAAAAGAAUGGUUUUGUAAUAAAAUUAUAGCUGUAUCUAAAAACA
Messenger RNA from Rhinopithecus roxellana (golden snub-nosed monkey), 2118 nucleotides. It is a transcript of the gene FNTA, whose product is annotated as farnesyltransferase, CAAX box, alpha. The coding region runs from base 408 to 1613 and encodes 401 amino acids. Gene Ontology annotation, molecular function: CAAX-protein geranylgeranyltransferase activity; protein farnesyltransferase activity. The record is from RefSeq and is a predicted model, not a curated record. Gene Ontology annotation, cellular component: cytoplasm; protein farnesyltransferase complex; CAAX-protein geranylgeranyltransferase complex. Gene Ontology annotation, biological process: protein farnesylation; protein geranylgeranylation. The transcript is spliced from 9 exons. NCBI's taxonomy places the organism in Eukaryota, Metazoa, Chordata, Mammalia, Primates, Cercopithecidae.